Molecule: messenger RNA, 971 nt
Organism: Elaeis guineensis (African oil palm)
Lineage: Eukaryota; Viridiplantae; Streptophyta; Magnoliopsida; Arecales; Arecaceae
Product: putative 4-hydroxy-4-methyl-2-oxoglutarate aldolase 3
Biological process (GO): regulation of RNA metabolic process
Molecular function (GO): ribonuclease inhibitor activity
Source: RefSeq, a predicted model, not a curated record
UGUCACCGAAUACUUUUUCGACCAGUUGGGUUUUGGCUAUUUAAAUGCUUUUGGCUCUCAGACUACCGCCUCUACCUCAUCCCUUCCCCCUCCCCCAAAUGGGCACAAAAAACAACAACAAACUUUGAUGGUUUUGUAUUUCGGAUCACAGGAAUUCCGGAUAGACCCCAUCGUUUGCUCUUCGUUGGUCGGUUUGCUAUUCCGAGAUGGCUUCUUCAGCAACUGCUGAACUUUGCGAUGCGAACCCAUCCCUUCUUUCAGAAGGGGAACUGCGAGUUCUUCCGCCAAUCUUCCAAAUCUAUGGCCAAUGCCGAGCCUUCUCCGGCCCCAUCGUCACGCUCAAGGUGUUCGAGGACAACGUGUUGGUCAGGGAAAUACUCGAGAAUCCGGGGGAUGGAAGGGUUUUAGUUGUGGAUGGCGGGGGGAGUACGAGAUGCGCCCUGGUCGGAGGGAACCUGGGAUUGCUGGCCCAGAAUAUGGGUUGGGCUGGUAUCCUUGUGAAUGGUUGCAUCAGAGAUGUUGAUGAGAUCAACGGCUGUGGCAUUGGAGUUAGAGCUUUGGGGUCCAAUCCCAUAAAAUCAAACAAGAAGGGGCUUGGUGAGAAGCACGUGCCGGUCAACAUUGGUGAUACGGUAAUCCAUGAAGGAGAGUGGCUAUAUGCUGAUAGAGAUGGCAUCCUCAUUUCCAAGUCAGAGUUGUCCGUGUGACUACUACUACUGUGGCUCAACCAAAUCAAAGGUAUCCCUAAUAAGAACAAUUUGUUCACUUUCUUUAUUGCGCCAAGAAUAUUGAGUGAGACUGCAAGGGCGAUUUAUCCAUUGUUGUCGUGAUUCCAAAGUGUAGUGACUCAAAAGUGAAGAUUGUGUUCUUGAGAUGCAGGAAACCUUAAAUUUUGUCUCAUGAAACAUAUUCCCAAUCUUCAUAUUGUGUACAUGAUGACUUAUAUUCAGGGACCGUUUUCCGGUGCUUGU